GAGAUGAAUAGAAAAGGUUGAAGAUGGCAGAAGAAGUGAAACUGAGAGAUGAAAAUGGAAAGCCUGUGAAACUGACAGAUGCAUAUGGAAAUCCUGUUUGGUUAACAGAUGAGAAAGGCAACCCAGUGCAUCUCACUGCUGUUGCAACAUAUCACAUUCCUCUUCCUACUUUCUUUGAGGAUAAAGGAUUUGAGGAUGAAGAAGGGCAUGUAAGGAAGAAGGAUAGAACAAAAGAGAAGUCUGUACCAGAAAAAGGUGAAGGAGAAAUGAAGGAAAAUUCACACAGCAAAACAUCAUUAAAAGAAAAGUUAUUAGAAGAAAAAUUAUUAGAAGAAGAAGAAGAAGAAGAAAGAGCAUUCACACAUCAAAACAUUACAAUUAGUAAUGGUAACAUGGAUGAACACAGAAGCAUAAGAAAAGGAAUAAUAGAAAUUAUCAAAGAAAGAUUGCUAGGUUAGGGCAACCACUAAAAGCUUCACCAAUUACUAUAUAUAUAUAUAUAUAUUCAUCAACUUAUUAAGUUUUUUUAAUUUUUAGAAUGUAUGAGCACAUGUAUAUAUAUAUAUUAAUAAGAGAAAAAUAUGUUAUUUCUCACAAA
Molecule: messenger RNA, 598 nt
Organism: Vigna radiata var. radiata (mung bean)
Lineage: Eukaryota; Viridiplantae; Streptophyta; Magnoliopsida; Fabales; Fabaceae
Product: late embryogenesis abundant protein
Exons: 2
Coding region: 24-458 (144 amino acids)
Source: RefSeq, a predicted model, not a curated record